AUGGUUACAGCUCUGUCAGACUCCGAUGAAGCCCUUUACGCCGAUUCGGACCCUUCAAACUUUUCUGAAAGCCCUCGACCAGCAAAACGGCGACGUGUAUACAACCCUCCCAUAUCUUCCCCUACGGGCAUAAGUAGCCAGGCCGAGGAGGCGGAAGAAGAAGAGACAGGGGAGGAUAGCGUUAAUGACAACGAUGGAAUUGAUAUAGGUCUCAGCGGUGAAUCGCAGAAGGAUUCUGAUGAUGAAUCUGAUGAUGAACUGCCAUCCCAAAAGGGCUCUACCCACAAAACCAGGAAGGAAUCGGCAAAGCAGCCUGCGAACAAUCCUAAAGUAUACCAACCCAAAUAUUAUACUAACCAGGAGCCGACUUUUGUUACGCAGUUAACUCAGCCCUCAUCAAGUCCUUCAAGGAUCCGUGGUCCACGAUGGAAGAAGCCCCAGCCCCAACCCCAACCAUAUCCUCCAAAAACAACAAGGCUAGUUCCUACCCCUCCUCCCAUCUCUUCUCAGGUGGGAUCGGAUAAUGAUUCUGGUAACCAGAAAGAGGAGGAUGGCUCAGAUGAAGAUAUUAAGACAGCCAUCCGUGAAUCCCUUAAAUCUCUAAAGGAGGAGACAUCAGUUAGUAGGACAAGGAUAGCCAAUCGCAAUGCAGAUAGUCCCCGGCCAAAGAAUCAUGUUACCUCUUCCCCAGCAGCAACAGACAAUCGACUGGAUUUGGCCGCGCUAGGAUUGGACUUUGACCCUAAUGAUAUCCCGGACGUGUUUGACUCAUCUCCAAUAUCCUCUCCUCGUCAAGCACAUAAGAAUGGGACACCAAUAAAUCCACCCCAGGCAGCAUACCAAUCAUCACAGAGGCGACAAACAAGCUCCCAACAACAAAGCUUUCGUCAGACUACGUUAUUUGGUGGUAUUGCAAGGAAUCAAUCUCCAUCCCAAUCGGUCUCGCGGUCUUGGCCCCUAGCCAGCCAAAAUGAGGCUCCGACACAUCAUACCCUCAACCCCGAAGCUUUGGGGACUUGGAUUUUCCCGAUGAAUCUGGGGAAGAAACGUGACUAUCAGUAUAAUAUUUCUCAGCGUGGCCUAUUUCAUAAUCUUCUUGUUGCCUUACCAACCGGCUUGGGAAAGACGUUUAUUGCUGCAACUGUUAUGUUAAACUGGUUUCGAUGGACACAGGACGCUCAGAUUGUAUUCGUUGCCCCAACAAAACCAUUGGUCUCCCAGCAGGUUGAUGCAUGCUUUAAUAUCGUUGGAAUUCCUCGCUCUCAAACCACAAUGCUUACCGGAAACGUGCCUCCCGGCUUACGAGGAUUGGAAUGGCAAUCAAAACGUGUCUUCUUCAUGACACCUCAAACUCUCAUUAAUGAUCUCAAGAGCGGCGUUGCUGAUCCAAAAAGAAUUGUGCUUUUAGUUGUUGACGAAGCACAUCGCGCAACAGGCGCAUAUGUAUACGUCGAGGUUGUGAAGUUCAUACAACGGUUCAAUACUAGCUUCAGGAUUCUGGCGCUAACUGCAACUCCGGGGUCAACUGUGGAAACGGUCCAAGAAGUAAUCGAUGGUUUAAAUAUUUCAAGGGUUGAAAUCCGUACCGAAGAAUCUCUUGAUAUACGAGACAUAUUUACAGUCCUAGCCAGCCUUGCUCAUGCAAUCGAACUUCUUAAGUACCACGGUGUUGGACCAUUUUAUCGUAAUUUGGUAUCCUUUUGUGACGGCCCUACAGAUGGUAGUCAAGGAAAAGGAGGGAAAUACGCACGGCAGAUCUUGGAUGACGGAAAUUUUAAAUCCAUGAUGACUACUUUACGGUCGAAAAUGGCAGACGAGGAUUUUAUUGGUCAUCCUAAGCUGGAGUAUCUCAAACGGGUUAUUUUGAACCAUUUUUUGGACGCAGAUGCAAAUAGCCACGGGGGCGCACCCCCCAAGACUCGGGUGAUGGUGUUCAGCCAUUUCCGAGACAGUGCAGAGGAAAUUGUCAGGGUGCUCAAAAAACACGCUCCAAUUAUACUGCCACAUGUUUUUGUUGGCCAGGCCAGUGCCAAAGGCUCUGAGGGCAUGGACCAGAAGAAGCAGCUAGAAAUUAUUAAGAAGUUCAAGGAAGGAACAUACAAUACCAUCGUUGCUACUUCUAUUGGAGAAGAAGGCCUUGAUAUUGGAGAAGUCGAUCUUAUCAUUUGUUACGAUUCAUCAGCCUCGCCUAUUCGGAUGUUGCAAAGAAUGGGGAGAACUGGAAGAAAACGCACAGGAAAAGUUGUUCUCUUGCUAAUGGAAGGCAAAGAAGAAGAGAAAUACUUCAGAGCAAAGGAUAAUUACGAGAAGAUGCAACAGAUAAUUGCUUCUGGAUCUCGCUUUACGUUUCACGAGGAUAAAUCUCCCCGGAUUAUACCUCGUGAUAUCCAGCCUUGUGUUGAUGAAAAACGAAUCGAAAUACCAAGCGAAAACUCUCAGACUGAGCUACCGGUGCCUACAAAGCGUGGCCGCGUUCCCAAGAGGCCCCCGAAGAAAUUCCAUAUGCCUGAUGGGGUCGAAACAGGAUUUACUAACGCCCUAACUCUGACAAGCAUUGAUAAGAAGCGCAAUAACCGAAAGAGCGUGUCUGAAUAUCGUGAACCAAGCCCAGAGCUUGCAGAACUUCCGCCAUUGAACGAGGUGACCCUUACCCCGAGCCAGACACUCGAGCUGCGGCGAAACUUUCAGACCGUUGCUGGAACUUCUCCACAGGUUAUGCGCUUCCCUCGACUGGAUGUUUACCCUGUUCUCCAAAGAUUCUGUCGGCCAACAGUAGACGUGCCGCAUACGAAUCUGACACAAAAUUUGGCAAAAGCAGCUCGUGAAAUGUCAGAAUACGGUUUCAACUGUGCCGAAAAGUAUGAGCCUUACCUUCCAUCCGAUAUCGAUAAUUGGGAGCCAAGCAAAGGAGUGCCAUCACCAACUUCUGAUAAUGACGAACAGCAUUGUUCUGUUGACACUGAACUUGCCACUAACUCAUCCGACCAGCAACGGGAAAUACGCCGGGACGCUCCGCCCGAGUCCCGACUAUCGUUGAUGUGUACCCAGGCGUCUGGUUCGUUUGGUCUCAACAACGGUAACAUAUAUCCAUCUCAAGAUAGCCCCGACGAUGAUUUCCCUGACAUUGAUCAGUUAUUUGCAGAAUCAUUUGCUGGUAGUGAUCCACUCGCUCAAAAAUCUUCAGCGGAGACUGAAAAAGGUACACCAGCCUUUGCUGUUGGAGCGAGCGAAGAUGCUGCGGGGCAUGUCUUUAGUGAUUAUAGCGAUUUUUCCUUCUAA
Messenger RNA from Microsporum canis CBS 113480, 3279 nucleotides. RefSeq names its product helicase C-terminal domain-containing protein. Lineage: Eukaryota; Fungi; Ascomycota; Eurotiomycetes; Onygenales; Arthrodermataceae. The coding region runs from base 1 to 3279 and encodes 1092 amino acids. Gene Ontology annotation, molecular function: four-way junction DNA binding; 3'-5' DNA helicase activity; four-way junction helicase activity. Gene Ontology annotation, biological process: double-strand break repair via synthesis-dependent strand annealing; replication fork reversal; interstrand cross-link repair. The transcript is spliced from 2 exons. The record is from RefSeq and is a predicted model, not a curated record.